UUAAUAUAAAUAUUUCGCCUCACGUAUUAUUACAUUGUGUUUUCAACUCGCAAACAGACGUGUUGUUCCUCGUUGUUAUUAAUUUAAAUUUAUAUAUUUACAAUGAAGGACGUAAAAGUAACGUAUUUCGAUAUGGAGGGCACUGCUGAAGCUAUUCGCUGGCUCUUGUCCUACGGUGGUCAAGAAUUUGAAGAUGUUCGCGUCGGAUUCGCGGACUGGCCCGCUUUGAAGCCAAAAACGCCACAUGGUGUUAUGCCCCUGCUGGAAUUUGACGGCAAAGUGUACGGUCAGAGUUUUGCUAUUUGCCGUUACCUCGGAAAGAAAUUCGGCCUGGGCGGUAAGACCCUGGAGGAAGACCUAGUUAUUGAUCAAAAUACAGAUUUCUACGCAGAUGUUCGAUUGAAGGGAAUCCAGUCAUUCUGGGAGCCUGAUGCGAGUAUUAAGGCGGUGAAACAGGAAGCCCUCGUGAAGACAGUGUACCCCGAACUUCUGCCAAAGUUGGACAAAAUCAUUCGAGAAAACAACGGACACAUGGCCCUCGGCAGGUUGACUUGGGCUGAUUUUGUGUUCGCUGGAUUUUACGAGUAUUUCAAACAACAAUCUCUGAUUCCGGAUAUCGAUGAGAAAUAUCCAAGCUUCAAAAAGUUGAGGGAAACCGUCUCCAGUCUGCCGGCGAUCAAAAAGUACUUGGAAUCAAAAACGAAAUAAUUUAUAUAACUCAUAGUUUGUUACUUUGUUAUUAAGUAAGUAAGUUAAAUUGUAAAAUAAAUUA
Messenger RNA from Papilio xuthus (Asian swallowtail), 772 nucleotides. RefSeq names its product glutathione S-transferase 2-like. Lineage: Eukaryota; Metazoa; Arthropoda; Insecta; Lepidoptera; Papilionidae. The coding region runs from base 103 to 708 and encodes 201 amino acids. The record is from RefSeq and is a predicted model, not a curated record. Gene Ontology annotation, molecular function: glutathione transferase activity. The transcript has 5 exons. Gene Ontology annotation, biological process: glutathione metabolic process.